This is a messenger RNA of Aphis gossypii (cotton aphid), 649 nucleotides long. RefSeq lists its product as uncharacterized. The coding region runs from base 172 to 507 and encodes 111 amino acids. The record is from RefSeq and is a predicted model, not a curated record. The transcript has 3 exons. Lineage: Eukaryota; Metazoa; Arthropoda; Insecta; Hemiptera; Aphididae.
UUCAGCAUCACGGUUUAGAGAAAAACAAUGUAUACAUUUUCUUCUUUGAUGGUAUUUAAUGAUAGAAAAUCAGUUAUAGAUUAGAAUAUACAUCAAUUGCAGGUCGUAUAAAAUUGGUGGCAGUAAACGUAUACAUUUUCGUCUUAAUAAGUGUAUUUAAGCAAGAAUAAUAUGGAUCCUUCAUGGUUGGCUAAUUUUAACAAUAUUGUUGUUGAAAAUACUGCAAGCAAGUCGUCAUUGAUGGUGGCAAAUUUUAAAUUGCUUAAAGUAGUGGACAAAAAUAAAAAAGAAAUUAAAAGAUUAAAAAGGUCAUUAAAGCAUAAAGAUGAACAAAUUUUGGCUCUUAGAAAUUAUAUUUCAGAGAUGAAAAAAGAAAAUCCUUUAACUAACGACGCCAACGCCACAGGCAUAUUAGAUUCAUUCGAAAAUAUGAAAAUGGACGAAGAAUCUAUUGAAUCCAAUGAUCUUACACCAGAAGAUGUGGAAAAAAGAAAAUAUUUUAAGUAAAAAAUGGAAUUCUGUUGCAUUAUAAGCAUAAGUUAUUUCUACGGACAGUAGGUACGCUUUACUAUAUCAAUCGAUACCUAGUAAAUAAUUUAUUGUUGAAUGAGACAUAUUAUGUAACCAUACUUUUUAUUUUUAUUGUAUA